This is a messenger RNA of Harpegnathos saltator (Jerdon's jumping ant), 1639 nucleotides long. RefSeq names its product Protein pasi2 (gene pasi2). Bases 457 to 1218 code for a protein of 253 amino acids. Gene Ontology annotation, biological process: septate junction assembly; regulation of tube length, open tracheal system; establishment of glial blood-brain barrier. Gene Ontology annotation, cellular component: plasma membrane. NCBI's taxonomy places the organism in Eukaryota, Metazoa, Arthropoda, Insecta, Hymenoptera, Formicidae. The transcript is spliced from 6 exons. The record is from RefSeq and is a predicted model, not a curated record.
UAAAUAAUUCCAUCAAACAAGAAUAAGUACUAUUAUGAUUCCAUUGAUAAAGAAAUUCGUCUAACGAGCGCCAGAGAUGCGCACUUGCUGGCACUUACUGCACUUCGAGUGCACUGAGCUUUCUACUUCACUAGAAUUAAUUCACUAGUGUAUUUUAAUAUAUGCUAUUGGUGACAUUGGAUUUCUUGAACACUACUAGUUCAGAAAUGAUUACACACAGACGAAUAGCUAAUGGUUCGAAUGUUUUGAUAAGGCGUGUCCACUGUGUGUGAUUUAACAUGCGUGAUAUUUUACAUAUCUUUCGUGCGUGCUUUGUUGUACAAAUACACUAGUUGCAUACAAUGUACGUGUAGUUUAAAAAAUACACAUUAUUAAGUGUAUAUCAAACACCUUGUAAAAUAUAAGGAACUUACAAAAUUGUUUAAGCGUUUAAGGAUUUUAUAAUUUUGGGUUAAAAUGCAUUAUGGAAAGAAGUCACCCAGCAUGGGAACACCAUCUGUGUAUUCCCAUGUGACUACUCGCAGCAGUGCAAACUUGAGAUCGUCAAGAUCUGCACGCAGUGUGAAAAUUCCAUGGUAUCAGAAACCUAUAGUCACACAUGCGUUUGUAUUGGAUAUACAAAGAGGUGCUAUGUUCACUGCCAUAUUUUCAUUGUGUCUGGCAUUUUUUACAAUAUGUACAAGUAUCUUUGAUAUCUAUUGUCUCUCACAAGCCGUACCUGGUUCAACCCACUAUGGAUAUUAUAUCUUAUCAUAUGAAUUUGUAUAUGUGGGUAAUCAACACGUCCGAAAUGCUCUGAUUGUUUUUGCAUUGUUCACCAUGUUGGGUGGGAUAGUUGUCUUUGUUACUUCUUUAAUAUUGAUCAGGGCUCUGCGAAAAGAACAUGAGAAGAAAAUGGUACCAUGGCUAUACAGUUUUGCCAUAUUCACUGUUUUCAGAUUAUUUGCCUUUUUAUUCUUCAGCAUUGUAAACGAUAUGAUAUUUGCCUAUAAUAUCUUGAUGUGCCUUCUGUGGAUCAUUUUUGUAUGUGUUUCUGCAUAUGGUUGGCUCAUUGUAUAUUCUUUAUAUCUUGAACUAUGUGACCUAACAAGAUUAGAAGAUCUAGCUCAUUUACGGAUUGGUACAAUGCAAUCUCUAAAUGCGUCGACUACUCAUUCUAUCGCUGGAUCUCGACCAACAACUCCUCACAGUGCAGUAUCAGCCAUGCCUGUUAAUUAAAUAUAAUAUGUGUACAUUAUAAUGUUAUACUUUACAUUUGCAAAUUUUCUCGCGUCUAACACAUUGAGACAAGGCGACAAAGCAAUCAAAGUAAUUCUUUGUGCUGAGCAAUGAUAUAUGACAACCAUAUAUCUAAACUAAUGCACACAAUGAAUUUAUAAAAGAAUUACAUAAUUACACAUGACAGUAACUGCAUUGCCUUUUUUAAAAUUUGCAAAAAGCGCAUUAAUCGACGUAUCGUUUUUAAAGUCAUUUUUAAAGAAUGUUAAUUGAUUUUUAAAGGAUAUUAAUCUUUUAUAGAAAUAUAAGACAUACAAUUUAUUUGUCAUUGCAAUAGCUCUUAUUAGUAGAUUUUAGAGACAAGUUUUAUAUAUGAUUGAAAACUUAUGUAAGACGAAUGAUAAGAUUUAUAGUAAGCAUA